AAAAACCAUUUGCAGUAUUUAAGAAAAAAACUCAAUUUUACGCAUCUACCAUUACUGUUGGACCAAAUACAACUGCUAAUGGUUACAAUAAUAACAUAGUUGAACCAAAUGCGACCGCCAACAGUUACAAUAAUAACAUAGUUGAACUAAAUGCGACCGCCGACAGUUACAGUAAUAAUAACUUAACAGUUAGCAUAUUAAAAGAAGUUCCCAAACCAAAAGAACCAUCAACUUAG
Messenger RNA from Funneliformis geosporum, 236 nucleotides. The record is from the annotation of a GenBank genome assembly. NCBI's taxonomy places the organism in Eukaryota, Fungi, Glomeromycota, Glomeromycetes, Glomerales, Glomeraceae.